Messenger RNA from Melospiza georgiana, 1095 nucleotides. RefSeq names its product family with sequence similarity 110 member C (gene FAM110C). Bases 1 to 1095 code for a protein of 364 amino acids. Gene Ontology annotation, biological process: positive regulation of cell migration; regulation of cell projection assembly. Gene Ontology annotation, molecular function: alpha-tubulin binding. NCBI's taxonomy places the organism in Eukaryota, Metazoa, Chordata, Aves, Passeriformes, Passerellidae. The record is from RefSeq and is a predicted model, not a curated record. The transcript has a single exon. Gene Ontology annotation, cellular component: cell cortex.
AUGCCAGCUGAACUCUCCCGGGCCGUGGGAAUGCACGCCAUCUCCGACCUGCACUCCUCCCUCCCCCUGCGGCUCCUCAACAAGGGGCCCGAGUACCUCCGCAGGCAGCUGGAGGCCGGCAAGCCGGGCAGGAAAAGUGCCGUGGAGAGACUGGCCGCCGACAAGGCCAAGUACGUGAAGAGCCAGCAGGUCAUCGGCAGCAGGCAGGACCCCGUCAUCGCGCUCAGCUCAGCCUCGGAGAGCAGCAGCGAGACCUGCUCCGUGGAGAGCAGGGCGGCGAGCCGGGAGCCGGGCAGAGGCGCGGGCGCGAAGCCCCGGGAGCCGGGCACGGCCGGGAGCUCCUGCCGGCCCCCCCUGCAGCACGGCCCCCCCAUCGCCAGGCGCAGCACCAAGAGGCAGAUGCGGCCCGAUUCCCUGGUGAUCUACCGCCAGAAAUGUGAGCUCGGCAGGGGUCAAAGCCAGGACAGCUCACGGGGGAAUUUGGUGAGGAGGAUCUUCAAUGGGUCCAUAAAGGAGAAGCAGUUGGCUUCCCCUGCGUUGCCCAGAGUCAUGGAGGACAUCGCAGCCACCGAGAGCAGCGAGCCUCUCUCAGCAAAAGAUGGUGACCGUGAGCCAAGCGACCAUGGAGCGGUGCAGACUAUCCCUGUUAGCACUGAAGGGGCAGGGGUAUGUACAAAAGAGCAUGAGAGACCCUCACAACUGAGUACACCUCCUGAAGAGAUCAAGGAGGUGAAGAGGAGAGGUCUCCAUCGCUCCCAGUCGGACAUCAGCUCUCGCUACUCCAAGUCCUUCGCUGAGUUUGAAACAUUUUUCAAGUACUGUGGCUUGGAGCAGGAGGUCAUUGAGGAUCUUGGGCGAGAGAACUUCUCUGUGGUGUCUGACAAUGUCUCCUUCAAGGUGCGCAGCAUCAGCGUGGCCACGUCGGAGAGCGAGUUCACGCGGCACAGCGGGGACGAGGGGCUGCUGGAGGACGAGCUCACGGAGCAGGUCCCCAGCAGCACCUCCGUGAUUGAGCGCAACGCUCGGAUAAUCAAAUGGCUGUACACGUGUAAGAAAGCCAAGGAGACCAAUAAUGUGAUCCAGGAACUGGCGUGA